Messenger RNA from Fonsecaea multimorphosa CBS 102226, 1371 nucleotides. RefSeq lists its product as uncharacterized. The transcript has a single exon. Lineage: Eukaryota; Fungi; Ascomycota; Eurotiomycetes; Chaetothyriales; Herpotrichiellaceae. Gene Ontology annotation, molecular function: sulfide:quinone oxidoreductase activity; FAD binding. The coding region runs from base 1 to 1371 and encodes 456 amino acids. The record is from RefSeq and is a predicted model, not a curated record. Gene Ontology annotation, cellular component: mitochondrion.
AUGUUUCGCACCGCCUUGACGUCCAAGGCUUGUAGCAAUGGCCGUUCGAUUCUCAUCACAGCGCAGGGCGUUGCGACUACAAGCCGAAAUUUCGCCACAGUGUCACCCGUGAGUCCAGCUUCUCGAAGUCACAAGGUCGUGGUAGUCGGCGGUGGGAGCGCCGGCCUCGCCAUCAGCCACCAGCUCCUCCGGACGGGCAAGUUUGCCACGAAGGACAUCGCCGUCGUCGACCCGGCCAAGUGGCACCACUACCAGCCCGGGUGGACGCUGGUGGGCGGCGGGCUCAAGACCAAGGAGGAACUGCGCAAGCCACUGGACACGUUGCUGGAUCCCAAACUACAGUUCUACAACGAAGGAGUCAGUACCUUCUCGCCCGAGGAGAACCAGAUCACACUCAGCAACGGCGACAGGCUCGGCUACGAUCAACUUGUCGUGGUUCCGGGCAUCACCGUCAACUUCGACUCGAUCAAGGGCCUGCCCGAGGCUCUAGCAGACCCCGAUUCGCGGGUCUCUUCCAUCUACGGCUACGACACAUGCAACAAGGUGUUCGGCACCAUUUCAGGACUUCGUGAGGGCAACGCGAUUUUCACCCAACCCGCCGGCACGGUCAAAUGCGCGGGUGCGCCGCAGAAGAUCAUGUGGCUGGCACUGGACUUUUGGAAGCGGGCGGGGUUAUACGACGCCAGCAAAGGCGCCAAAUCGCCCAUCCAGAUCAGUUUCGCCACCGCCCUGCCGGGAAUGUUCGGUGUGCCUAAGUACAGCGCGCGGCUCAACGAGCUGCGACUGGAGCGGGGCGUGGAGGGGCUCUUCCAACACGACCUGGUCGCGGUGGAAGGCAACACGGCGACGUUUGCACGUCUGGACCAGAAGGACCAAGUCGUAACGCGGCACUUUGACCUGCUGCACGUGGUGCCCAAGAUGGGACCGCACUCAUUCAUACAAAAAAGCCCGCUAGCCAACGCCGCGGGCUUCGUCGACGUCGACGACGCCACGCUCCAACACACGCGGUUCGCCAACGUCUGGUCCGCAGGCGACGCGUCGAGCCUCCCCACCUCCAAAACGGCCGCGGCCAUCACAGCACAGGCACCCAUACUCAUCCACAACCUCAUACAAUCUCUCGAGGGCUCUCAGGGGCCCACCGCGAAAUACAACGGCUACACGUCCUGCCCGCUGACGACCGAAUACGGCAAGGUCAUGCUGGCCGAGUUCAAGUACGGCGGCGAGCCGCACGAGACAUUUGGCCGCCUGCUGGGUCUGGACCAGGGCACGCCCCGACGCGCAUUUUAUCACCUCAAAAAGGACUUCUUCCCCUGGGUUUACUAUCAGUCCAUGGUCAAGGGUACCUGGGCCGGGCCAAAGGGCUGGCUCUAA